AACCAAGCGAAGGAGUAUAAAUCAUAACCAUUGCUUUUGGGGGCUGGAUUUCAGCAAUAGACUGGAGGAUUAUUGAAGAAAAUCACCGAUGCUGCAGCAGUUGUUGCUCCGGAGUGUUUCUAAGAGGAAACCAUCGUCUCCAGCAUACCCCCUUCAGUGGAAUCACUUAGACACUUCCAGCUGGUGGCAGGGGAUACAGCCAUAAUACCGCUUUCUCUGUCCCAGCUGCCUUUCUCAUUAUGUUAAAUGCAUUGGGAUGGCUGCACUCUUUUUCAAGGCUCAGGUAUGGGAAGGUACAGGAAGGGAUCUGCUAGCAUGAAAUCCUGUAGCAUCUGCCAGUUUCAUCGACACCCUUGAAUCCUGACUGCUUUCCUGGCUCUGACCAAAGGGUUUCUUCCAGGCAUUGCUUAGAAGGGCUGCUUAAAGGUGCCUGAGGAUAUCACCUUCUAUAUACCAGGAAGGAUUUUUUUUUUUUUGAAAGGGGUGUCCUUAAUGCAGCAUGGCCCAUGCAGCAUCGCAGCUCAAGAAAAACAGAGAUUUAGAACUUAACCCUGAAGAAGAAAAUGAGAAAAAGAGGAAACACAGGAAAAGAUCCAAGGAUCGGAAGAAAAAGUCUGACACCAAUGCAAGUUAUCUACGAGCUGCCCGAGCAGGCAACUUAGAAAAGGCUCUUGAUUAUUUAAAAAGUGGAGUGGACAUCAACAUUUGCAAUCAGAAUGGGUUGAACGCUCUCCAUCUCGCCUCCAAAGAAGGCCAUGUAGAAGUUGUUUCAGAACUGAUACAGAGAGGUGCCAAUGUGGACGCAGCAACAAAGAAAGGAAAUACAGCUUUGCACAUAGCAUCUCUGGCAGGGCAGACUGAAGUGGUGAAAGUGCUGGUUACGAAUGGGGCCAAUGUCAAUGCACAGUCUCAGAAUGGGUUUACACCAUUGUAUAUGGCAGCCCAAGAAAAUCACCUGGAAGUGGUUAAAUUUCUUCUUGACAAUGGAGCAAGUCAAAGCCUUGCCACAGAGGAUGGCUUCACACCGUUAGCAGUGGCUCUUCAGCAGGGCCAUGACCAGGUGGUUUCCUUGUUACUUGAAAAUGACACGAAGGGGAAAGUUCGGCUUCCAGCGCUCCACAUUGCUGCACGCAAGGAUGAUACCAAGGCUGCUGCACUCCUACUGCAGAAUGACCACAAUGCUGAUGUGGAGUCCAAGAUGAUGGUGAAUAGAACAACCGAGAGUGGCUUUACUCCCCUCCACAUAGCUGCCCACUAUGGGAAUAUCAAUGUAGCUACAUUGCUUUUAAAUCGGGGUGCUGCUGUGGACUUCACUGCAAGGAAUGACAUCACUCCAUUGCAUGUAGCAUCGAAGAGGGGGAACACCAACAUGGUUAAGCUGCUUCUUGAUAGAGGGGCAAAAAUUGAUGCCAAAACAAGGGACGGGCUGACACCUCUCCACUGUGGGGCACGAAGUGGCCAUGAACAAGUUGUACGUAUGCUACUUGAUCGAGGAGCUCCUAUUCUUUCCAAAACAAAGAAUGGCUUAUCUCCAUUGCACAUGGCAACACAGGGGGACCACCUCAACUGUGUUCAGCUCCUGAUUGAGCACAAUGUGCCUGUGGAUGAUGUCACAAAUGACUAUCUGACAGCUCUGCACGUUGCUGCCCACUGUGGUCAUUACAAAGUUGCAAAGGUUUUAUUGGACAAGAAAGCUAAUCCUAAUGCCAAAGCACUGAAUGGUUUUACACCUCUCCAUAUUGCCUGCAAAAAGAAUAGAAUUAAAGUGAUGGAACUUUUGCUGAAACAUGGAGCAUCUAUCCAAGCUGUCACAGAGUCGGGUUUGACUCCAAUUCAUGUUGCUGCCUUUAUGGGACAUGUAAAUAUUGUUUCACAAUUGAUGCAUCAUGGAGCAUCACCCAACACAACCAAUGUGAGGGGAGAGACAGCACUUCAUAUGGCUGCCAGAGCUGGCCAGUCAGAAGUUGUUCGAUACUUAGUCCAGAAUGGAGCUCAGGUAGAAGCUAAAGCCAAGGAUGACCAAACACCACUGCAUAUUUCUGCACGACUGGGCAAAGCUGAUAUAGUUCAGCAGCUGUUACAGCAAGGAGCUUCUCCAAACGCCGCCACGACAUCAGGAUAUACACCUUUACACCUUUCAGCACGUGAAGGACAUGAAGAUGUAGCAUCAGUCCUUUUGGACCAUGGAGCAUCUUUAUGUAUCACUACUAAGAAAGGGUUUACUCCUCUACACGUGGCAGCCAAGUAUGGCAAAAUUGAAGUAGCCAACCUCCUGCUUCAGAAGAAUGCAUCUCCAGAUGCUGCUGGAAAGAGUGGUUUAACUCCACUGCAUGUUGCGGCACAUUAUGAUAAUCAGAAAGUGGCACUUCUGCUCUUGGACCAGGGAGCCUCACCUCACGCCUCUGCAAAGAAUGGCUACACGCCACUGCACAUAGCUGCCAAGAAGAACCAGAUGGAUAUUGCAACUACAUUGUUGGAGUAUGGUGCUGAUGCGAAUGCUGUGACCAGACAAGGCAUUGCUCCAGUGCAUCUUGCCUCACAGGAGGGCCAUGUGGACAUGGUAUCUUUACUUCUCACAAGGAAUGCCAAUGUGAAUUUGAGCAACAAGAGUGGGCUGACUCCGCUCCACCUGGCUGCCCAAGAAGACCGCGUCAAGGUGGCUGAGGUCCUUGUCAACCAAGGUGCUGUCGUGGAUGCGCACACCAAGAUGGGAUAUACACCAUUACAUGUUGGCUGCCACUAUGGGAACAUAAAGAUAGUUAAUUUCCUCUUGCAGCAAUUUGCAAAGGUUAACGCCAAAACAAAGAAUGGUUACACUCCUCUGCAUCAAGCAGCUCAACAGGGGCACACCCAUAUAAUCAAUGUCUUGCUCCAGAAUGGUGCAUCACCCAACGAACUCACUGUGAAUGGGAACACUGCCCUUGCCAUUGCAAAACGACUUGGUUACAUUUCAGUGGUUGAUACACUAAAGGUAGUGACAGAAGAGACCAUGACAACAAUUACUGUUACAGAAAAGCAUAAAAUGAACGUACCAGAAACAAUGAAUGAAGUUUUGGACAUGUCUGAUGAUGAGGUUCGUAAAGCGAAUGCCCCUGAAAUUCUCAGUGAUGGUGAAUAUAUUUCAGAUGGUGAAGAAGGUGAAGAUGCAAUGACAGGAGAUACAGACAAAUACCUUGGGCCACAGGAUCUAAAAGAACUGGGAGAUGAUUCUCUGCCUGCAGAAGGCUACAUGGGCUUCAGCCUAGGAGCCCGAUCUGCCAGUCCUAAGGUCAGUUCGGAUAGGUCUUACACUUUGAACAGAAGUUCCUAUGCCCGGGACAGCAUGAUGAUUGAAGAACUGCUGGUGCCAUCAAAGGAUCCGCAUCUGACGUUUCCUAGAGAAUUCGACUCUGACUCUCUCAGACAUUACAGCUGGGCUGCAGAUACCUUGGACAAUGUUAACCUUGUCUCCAGCCCAAUACAUUCUGGUUUUCUGGUUAGUUUUAUGGUUGAUGCACGUGGCGGUUCAAUGAGGGGCAGCCGUCACCAUGGCAUGAGGAUCAUUAUUCCACCGCGUAAAUGCACAGCGCCCACCCGCAUCACUUGCCGUUUGGUAAAGAGGCACAAACUGGCCAGCCCUCCGCCAAUGGUUGAAGGAGAAGGAUUGGCUAGUAGACUAGUAGAAAUGGGGCCUUCAGGUGCACAGUUCUUAGGCCCCGUCAUUGUGGAAAUCCCUCAUUUUGGAUCAAUGCGAGGAAAGGAAAGAGAACUGAUUGUGCUUCGAAGUGAAAAUGGAGAAACUUGGAAAGAACAUCAGUAUGACAGCAGGCAUGAAAAUCUCACAGAAAUACUCAAUGGCAUGAAUGAAGAAUUGGAUAGUGCUGAAGAACUUGAGAAGAAGCGUAUCUGCAGAAUUAUUACAAAGGACUUCCCUCAGUACUUUGCAGUGGUUUCACGAAUUAAGCAAGAAAGCAACCAGAUUGGGCCAGAGGGUGGCAUCCUAAGCAGCACAACUGUGCCUCGUGUCCAAGCAUCUUUCCCUGAAGGAGCAUUAACGAAACGAAUACGAGUAGGCCUUCAGGCUCAACCAGUUCCAGAUGAAACAGUCAAGAAAAUCCUUGGCAACAAAGCAACCUUCAGCCCCAUUGUCACUGUGGAACCAAGAAGAAGAAAAUUCCAUAAACCAAUCACCAUGACAAUUCCAGUGCCACCCCCAUCAGGGGAAGGGAUAACCAACGGAUACAAAGGCGACACAACACCCAGCCUUCGACUACUGUGUAGUAUUACAGGAGGUACUUCACCAGCUCAGUGGGAAGAUAUCACAGGAACCACACCACUGACCUUUGUAAACGAUUGUGUCUCUUUUACAACCAACGUUUCAGCCAGAUUCUGGCUAGCAGACUGCCAUCAGGUUCUCGAAACUGUUGGGUUGGCCACACAGCUUUAUAGGGAAUUAAUAUGUGUUCCAUAUAUGGCCAAGUUUGUAAUUUUUGCCAAAAUGAAUGAUGCUGUGGAAUCCAAUUUGCGUUGCUUCUGCAUGACGGAUGAUAAAGUUGACAAAACUUUGGAGCAGCAGGAGAAUUUUGAAGAAGUUGCACGAAGCAAAGAUAUUGAGGUUUUGGAAGGAAAGCCAAUCUAUGUGGAUUGCUAUGGGAAUCUAGCCCCUUUGACAAAAGGAGGACAGCAACUUGUAUUUAAUUUUUAUGCUUUCAAAGAAAACAGACUGCCAUUUUCUAUAAAGAUUAGAGACACCAGCCAAGAACCUUGUGGUCGCUUAUCAUUUUUGAAAGAACCAAAGACUACAAAGGGUCUGCCACAGACAGCUGUUUGCAACUUGAACAUCACUCUGCCAGCACACAAAAAGGAAACAGAGUCAGAUCAAGAGGAUGAGACGGAGAAAACGGACCGGCGCCAGAACUUUGUAUCCCUUGCUUUACGUAAGCGCUACAGCUAUCUGACUGAGCCUGGAAUGAAAACAGUUGAACGAAGUGCAGGAGCAGCAAGAUCCCUACCUACUACCUAUUCAUACAAGCCAUUCUUUUCAGCAAGACCCUAUCAGUCAUGGACAACAGCACCAAUUACUGUGCCUGGGCAAACCAAAUCAGGCUUCACUUCCCUAUCAAGCUCUUCCUCUAACACUCCAACAGCUUCCCCAUUAAAAUCAAUAUGGUCUGUUUCUUCUGCUUCACCAAUCAAAUCCACAUUAGGAGCCUCCACUACAUCUUCAAUUAAAUCUGUUAGUGAUGUAGCUUCUCCAAUUAGAUCAUUUCGGACAAUCUCCUCACCAAUAAAAACCGUGGUUUCGCAGUCUCCAUACAAUAUCCAAGUCUCUUCUGGUUCUUUCGUCAGAGCUCCCACAGUCACAGAAGCCACUAGUUUGAAAGGGCUGGCAUCCGCUUCUGCAUUCCCCUCUCGGACAUCUCCAGUGACUACAGCUGGGUCUCUUUUGGAGAGAUCAUCCAUUACCAUGACGCCUCCAGCAUCUCCCAAAUCGAACAUUAACAUGUAUUCUUCAAGUUUGCCAUUUAAAUCAAUCAUCACAUCAGCAUCACCGCUUUUAUCUUCACCUUUAAAAUCUGUGGUGUCUCCUGCUAAGUCAGCAGUUGAUGCUCUUUCAUCAUCUAAAGUCACGAUGGCUUCAUCCCUCACAUCCCCUGCGAAACACACAGUUGGGCAUACAGAGGUAGCAAUGGUUAACGGAUCCAUGUCACCUUUGAAAUAUCCAUCCCCUGCCAGUUUAAUCAAUGGAUCCAAAGCCACUGCCGCAUUUCAAGACAAGAUUACUGCAGCAGCCAGUUCUGCAAGUUGUGCUGUUAACGCAGCCACUGAUGCCGUUGAGAAAAUGUUUCCAACCACUACUGCAAUGCCAUUUUCUCCACUCAGGUCACAUGUGUCUUCAACUCCAUCAGCCUUUCAGUCAAUAAGAACUCCUUCUGCAGGUGUACUGUACACAUCUCUUGGGUCAAUAUCAGCAACUACCUCGUCAGUAACUUCAUCAACAAUCACAGUGCCAGUAUAUUCUGUAGUCAAUGUUUUGUCUGAACCAGCACUAAAGAAGCUCCCAGAAUCAUCUUCCCUUACAAAAUCGGCAGCUGCAUUGCUAUCGCCUAUUAAAACAUUGACUACAGAGACACGCACACAGCCUCACUUUAAUCGAACCUCAUCUCCUGUAAAAUCAUCCUUGUUUUUAGCACCCUCUGCUCUUAAGUUGUCUACACCAUCUUCUUUAUCUUCUAGUCAGGAGAUAUUAAAAGAUGUGGCUGACAUGAAAGAGGACCUAAUAAGAAUGACAGCAAUAUUGCAGACAGAUGUAAUGGAGGACAAGGCAUUCCAGCCAGAGUUAACAAAAGAGGGUAGAAUAGAUGAUGAAGAACCUUUUAAACUUGUUGAGAAAGUUAAAGAGGACCUAGUAAAAGUUAGUGAGAUACUGAAAAAAGAUGUGUGUUUAGAAAAUAAAGCAUCAACCAAGCUAUCCAAAAGUGAUAAAGGACACUCAUCUGAGGAUGAAUGGGUAGAGUUCAGUGCAGAUGAGAUUGAUGAAGCAAGACGGCAAGGCAUGACAUGUCCUCCUAUAUCUAUUCCUGAAAAGGUGCAGAUUAAAGCAAAGGCUGUAUCUGAAAAGGAUUAUAACUUGACUAAAGUCAUUGAUUAUUUGACAAACGAUAUUGGUAGCAGUUCACUGGCGAGUUUAAAGUACAAAUUUGAAGAAGGAAAAAGAGAAGGUGAAGAAAGACAAAAAAGAGUUUUAAAGCCAGCCAUUGCAUUGCAAGAACAUAAACUUAAAAUGCCUCCAGCCUCCAUGAGGCCUUCUACUUCAGAAAAGGAGUUGUGUAAAAUUGCAGAUUCCUUUUUUGGAACUGAUACCAUUUUGGAAUCUCCAGAUGACUUUUCCCAACAUGACCAAGACAAAAGUCCUUUAUCUGACAGUGGCUUUGAGACAAGAAGUGAGAAAACUCCUUCAGCCCCACAAAGCGCAGAGAGCACAGGACCCAAACCACUUUUCCAUGAUGUACCCAUUCCUCCUGUCAUUACAGAGACAAGAACUGAGGUGGUUCAUGUUAUUCGUAGCUAUGAGCCUUCACCAGAAGAGGUUCCUGAACCACAAGCAGAAGAGCCACCGCCAACAAAAAUAGCACCCACUUUUAUGGAGUUGGAAGCCCGACCAAAUGGAGGUUCUAUCAAAGAGAAAAUGAAAGCUUUUCAAAUGAAAGCCAGUAGUGAAGAUGAUGAGCACAAGAGUGUUCUUAGUAAAGGUGUCCGAGUGAAAGAAGAAACUCAUAUAACUACUACAACCAGAAUGGUUUACCAUAAGCCUCCGUGCACUGAGAGUUCUUCAGAAAGAAUUGAGGAAACCAUGUCUGUCCAUGAUAUAAUGAAAGCUUUUCAGUCAGGACGUGACCCUUCCAAAGAGUUGGCAGGUCUGUUUGAACAUAAGUCUUCAGUAACACCAGAUGCUAGCAAGUCUACUGAAAUUUCUCCACAACUUACAGAGAAGGACAGCAAAAUGAAACCCAAACUGGAGCGUAUAAUAGAGGUCCAUAUUGAAAAAGGUAAUGAGGCUGAACCUACUGAAGUCAUUAUUAGAGAAACAAAAAAGCAUCCUGAGAAAGAAAUGUAUGUUUAUCAGAAAGACUUGCCUCGAGGUGAUUUGGAAAAACAUGAGGCUCUUCCUUGUUCCGAUGAACAAGGUCAGCAAGAAGAAGAAGAACUUACAGCAGAAGAGUCACUUCCUUCUUAUCUGGAGUCUUCUAGAGUAAACACUCCAGUGUCUCAGGAAGAGGACAGUCGCCCUAGUUCUGCCCAACUUAUGUCUGAUGACUCGUACAAAACACUGAAGCUUUUGAGUCAACAUUCAGUAGAGUACCAUGAUGAUGAGUUGUCAGAACUAAGAGGGGAGUCUUACAGGUUUGCUGAGAAAAUGCUUCUCUCAGAAAAGCUAGAUGUGUCUCAGUCUGAUACUGAGGAGUCAGUUACUGACCAUAUCCUACCCCUUAGCUCAGACUCACAGGGGCCUGAUAAACGAUGCAGAGACAAAAUAGCCACAGCCCCCCCAAAAGAAAUCCUCACCAAAAUCUCUAAAGAUAUAUCAGAAAAUGGUGUAGGUAAAGGGUCUAAGGAUGACCAUUAUGAUAAAGUGACAGUGUUACAUUAUACCGGAGAUGUUAGUAGUCCAAAGCACGCAAUGUGGAUGCGUUUUACUGAGAACAGAUUAGACAGAGGUAGAGAAAAGUUGAUGUAUGAAGACAGGGUGGACAGGACUGUUAAGGAAGCAGAAGAAAAGCUGACAGAAGUAUCACAGUUCUUCCGGGACAAAACAGAAAAAUUGAAUGAUGAACUGCAAUCUCCCGAGAAAAAGCAAAAUAAAAGACAUGAGAAAGAUGCUCAAUCUGGCCACAGAUCAACUAGCAGCAGCCCUGAGAAAGGGACAGUUUCUGACUUCCAGAGUUCAAAGGAUGACUGGACUAGAGAAGGGCCCUACAGCUAUGGUGGAAAGGGCUUCCCAAAAAGUGAUGAAAGAAAAGCAGCAAGUUUGCCAAGUAGCCCUGAGAGAAGAGCUCUCCUGCAACAGACUGAGGAGUGUAAGCAGUUGAGAGAACAAAAAGGAACUGCUCAGAAGAGUAGGACACCUGAGGCUUUGCCGACUGGAUUUCAACUGAAACAGUCGAAACUCAGUUCUAUUAGGCUUAAGUUUGAACAGAGCAUAGGCUCAAAGAAUAAGGAGCUGCUUCAAGAGGAUAAAAAGCAAGAUCCACAGUCUAAAAUCCCAGUGAAAAGAUUACAAGACAGCAAGCUCCCAGUCUAUCAAUUUUAUGCAAGAGAAAAGCAUGCAAAAGAGGUUGACCUUGCUGAUGGGAAUCUAACACUACAAAGAGAACCUUCUGCCAGCAAAUUAAAAGAAGGCAUCCAGGGUAAAGGCAAAGCUACGGAAGAUGCUUCUUUGUCAGAUGUACUCAAACACAGAAGUGAAGUUCCAAGUAACAAUGUUUCAGAUGCCUCUGCAGAGCGGAAGGUGAAAGGUUUGGCAUACAGCACAAGUUCUGAUACAGCACUAGACAAUGAGCAUUGGGAUCAGAAGAUCUAUAGAACAUGGGAAAGUCCUGGGACCUCUGCCCACAAAACACAAAAAGAAAAGCUUUCCCAUGUACUGGUCCAGGAUGUAGUGAAAGAAAAUCACAUUGACCAUCCUGAGACAAAAGAUAGGGGCAAAGACAGUGAGCUUAUCGCUGUUGCAGCAAAUGGAUCCUGUUCAAAAGAGGUGAAGGAAGUGACUGUAAAAUCUCCAUCCAAAAAAGUCCUUUAUCGAGAAUAUCUUGUCAGAGAAGGGGAAUGCCCUGGUGAAAUGAUGGAUAAAACUUUAAAGAAAAAAGAAUCAUUGACUACAUCCCACAUUCCAGUCAGAAUUUCUGAAGAAAAAAGAAUGUUAUCAGCUGGCAUUCUUGAUGGGAUUCAAGAACAAAUAAAAACUGCAGGACAUGAACUGCCAGCUAAAGUGUCCCAUGCCAGUAUGGCCAAGGAAAGAGCUGCAAGACACUUUGAAUAUACAGAGCAUGAUAAAAAUAUGUAUUCAGAAUUUUGUCUGGCUAGCAGCAGGCAACAUGGUUACACCAAAUUAAGUCCUCCUGUGGAGGAUACAGAAUUGUCCCCUAGCAAAUCACCUGAUUCUUUAGAAAUUAGCCCAGGAAAAGAGUCUCCCUCAAGGGACUUAGAUCCCAUUCAUGGUGAUACUUUUGUGAAAUCUGCCCCUUUGGCAAAAGCUGAAGGAACAAAAGAGAUAAAAACCUUGCCCGUUUAUGUUAGCUUUGUUCAAGUAGGGAGGCAGUAUGAAAGGGAAGUGCAACAAGGAAGUAUUAAAAAAAUUGUAAGUCAAGAAAGUAAAACAGUACAAGAGACAAGGGGGGGCUUUUAUACCACUAGGCAGCAGAAGCAGCUUCCUUCUCCUCAAGGUAGUCCAGAAGAUGACACAUUAGAGCAGGUAUCCUUCAUGGAUAGCUCUGGGAAAAGCCCAUUAACACCUGAGACACCUAGUUCAGAAGAAGUGAGUUACGAGUUUACAUCUAAAACACCAGACUCACUAAUAGCUUAUAUCCCAGGUAAACCCAGCCCUAUCCCAGAGGUUUCUGAAGAAUCGGAGGAGGAGGCAGAAGCUAGAUCAACUUCUGUAAAACAGGCUACAAUUGAGCCACCAAAAAUUGAGAAAGUGUUGCCUAGUAUAGACAGGGAUUCUAAUAAAAGACCCAAGGGGAACAGGGUUGCUUACAUUGAGUUCCCACCUCCUCCUCCAUUAGAUGCUGAUCAAACAGAAUCAGAAAAGCUUCGCCAUUCCUCUGAGAGUGAGAUGGAGUUGACAGAAGUAAACUUACAGGAUGAGCAUGACAAAUGUCAUCUUGCUGAACCAGUCAUAAGAGUGCAGCCACCUUCUCCAAUCCCUCCAGGAGAAGAUGUCAGUGACUCUAGUGAUGAUGAAUCCCUAUAUCAACCCAUUCCAAUUAAAAGAUACAUGUUUAAACUAAAUGACGCUGAAGAUGACCAUAAGGAAGCCAUCAAACAAAAAUCAUCUGAAAAGAGAGAGACUGGGAAGUCUAAUGAGUUUGAUCUUGGCCUUGAUUCUCCCCAGAAUGAUAUUGCACAAAAUGGAAACAAUGACCAGUCUAUCACAGAGUGUUCCAUAGCAACCACUGCAGAAUUCUCCCAUGAUACAGAUGCAACUGAAAUCGAUUCUCUUGAUGGGUAUGAUCUUCAAGAUGAAGAUGAUGGCCUGACUGAAAGUGAUUCCAAACUUGCAGGUCCAGCAGUAGAAAUAAAAAAGGACAUCUGGGCUACAGAAGGCAUUUUGAAACAGACUGACCGGUGUUUUAGCCAAAGCAAGCUGGAAGUUAUUGAGGAGGAGGAAAAAAUCAGCACGGAAGAAAACAAGCUGUUAUCAAAAUGUCCAGCAGCUGAAAAAAGUGCCACUAAGACUGAACAAAAGUCAGGGGCACAUUUUUUUACUCUAGAAGGCAGGCAUCCUGACAGGACUGUGUUUCCUGACACAUAUUUCAGUUACAAAGUAGAUGAAGAGUUUGCAACCCCUUUUAAGACAGUAGCCACAAAAAGCCUAGAUUUUGACCCUUGGCCCAAUAAUCGUGGUGAUGAUGAAGUUUUUGAGUCCAAAUCUAAGGAAGAUGAGUCUAAACCUUUUGGCCUUGCUGUAGAAGACAGAUCUCAAGCAACAACCCCAGAUACGACUCCAGCCCGAACUCCAACUGAUGAAAGUACACCUACUAGUGAGCCCAACCCCUUCCCAUUUCAUGAAGGGAAGAUGUUUGAGAUGACUCGCAGUGGCGCAAUUGACAUGAGCAAGAGGGAUUUUGUUGAAGAAAGACUCCAAUUUUUUCAGAUUGGUGAGCAUACUUCUGAAGGGAAGUCAGGGGACAAGGGGGAAGGGGAUAAAAAUAAAGUCACUGCCAUCACACAGCCACAGUCAGGGGACAAAACUGUAGAAAAAAACAUAGAGAGAGAAGUAGAAACACCAGCAGUUGAACAUAAGCUCAUCAUCCAGGCCAGUGGAGAUUGUCUGGAAGCAACAUCGAGUAGUAACUCACCGGAGAAAUCAUCAGCCACUCUUAAUGCUUCUAAAGUUGACCCCAAAUUGCGUGCACCUAUUAAAAUGGGGAUUUCUGCUUCCACCAUGACAUUGAAGAAAGAUAUCUCUGGAGAAGUGACAGAUAAGAUAGAGGCUGUGAUGCCAGGUGCUCAGGGGUUAGAAUAUGAACCCAUAGAGGAGGUUACAAGUACAACUAUGAUUAGCCAACCAAGUGUUAGGGAAGCAGAAAAGCAUGAUUUCCAAAAAGAUAAUUUUAAUAACAACAACAAUUUGGAUCCAUCCACCAUACCUACCAAUAGUGUAACCCGUAAAAUAGUACUAAAUGAACAUUUUGAGCCAAAGUGUCCCAAGCAGAAAGCUAAUCCAGUGAAAACCACUUCAGGAAAUGGUACAGGUGCAGCACAUGGACACUGUAAACAAAAAAUAAAUGGAGAACAGAAGUCAUCAGAGGCUGUAGGGAAUAGAUCAAGAUCAAAACUUCCCAUAAAGGCUACUUCAGCAAAAGAAGCCAUCCCACAUAGCAGUAGCCAAGCCUCUAGAGCAAGUAAAGUCAGACAGGAUAGUAAAGCUGACAAAAGAAAACAAAGCAGCUCAUCUCCACAUGUAGAUGUAAGGUCUAAGAUUCCUGUAAAAAAUACACAAAGGCAUAAUUUAGCCAUAGCUAGAAAAACCUCAGCAGCUCAAAACCGAGAGCAGGUAGAGAGAAGCAAUGCCAAACCACUUCCUUCUAAAUUACCAUUAAAGGUAAGAUCCACUACCACAUCAAACACUGCAGCAGCAACAGUUAAAGUAAAGCAAAGUCAGCUUAGGGAGGUAUGUAAACAUUCUAUUGAAUAUUUUAAGGGAAUUAGUGGUGAGGCUUUAAAGCUGGUGGACCGUCUGUCCGAUGAAGAUAAAAAGAUGCAGUCCGAGGUGUCCAUUGAUGAUGAUGAAGAAGAAGAUGAAGACAGUACAUCAAGGAACACGUCCUUAUCCGAAGCCACUCAAGUUUUCCAGCCUUCCAUUACAACGAAGCCUGCUAGAGAUAUGAAAACAGAGGCAGCAUCUUUAAAAUCAAAGAUUGAAAAAUCCGACAGUGAGAGGAGGAGGAGGAGUAAGAGGAGGACUGGUCCACAGAGUCCAUGUGAACGAACAGAUAUAAGGAUGGCAAUAGUGGCUGAUCACUUGGGACUUAGCUGGACAGAACUGGCAAGAGAGCUGAAUUUCUCUGUUGAUGAAAUUAACCAAAUCAGGGUGGAAAACCCAAACUCUUUGAUUGCUCAGAGCUUCAUGUUAUUAAAGAAAUGGGUCACAAGAGAUGGAAAAAAUGCUACAACUGAUGCCUUAACUUCUGUAUUGACAAAAAUCAAUCGGAUUGACAUUGUGACCUUGUUGGAAGGACCAAUAUUUGAUUAUGGAAACAUUUCAGGCACCAGGAGCUUUGCAGAUGAAAAUAACAUUUUCCAUGAUCCUGUUGAUGGUUGGCAGACUGAGACCUCCAGCAUCAAUGUGGAACCACCAAUGCCAGGACGCAGAAUAAGUGGUGACUUGCUGGAUCGGCUAGAUGACAGCCCUGACCAAUGUAGAGAGUCUAUUACCUCAUACCUGAAAGGAGAAGCAGGAAAACUGGAAACCAAUGGCAGUUACUCAGAAUCUGCAACGGAAGUAAAGACUAAGCCUUUUGCUCAGGAGUCUGUGAACAAUCUAGGAAAACAAAGUGACAAGGAAACUGUGAAACCAAAAAUGCAAAGUGCUCUCCGAACUGAGCAGCAAAUGCUCUCAUUGAUCUCACAUCAGAAAUCUUUGCAAGAAUCUAGCAAGCCAGCAGUUGAUGCACCUAAAACCUCUGUGCCUGUCAGCAUGAAAAAGACAAGCUGGAAUACUUCCGAGGACAGCAAAAUGAGACCAAAAGCCCAGGAAGAAGAGGGAGCAACAUCCUCUGAACAAAAGAUUCAUGUUUGUCUUUUAAAUGAGCUGGUAAAAUGUACUAAAAACUGCAUUUAUCAGGAGUUUAGUGAGAGUGACAGUGACAGUGACAUUGUGAUUGAGAGUGAUUCAAGCUCAGAUGAAGAACAGAGAAUAACCACGAGGGUGUAUCGCCGACGUUUGAUUCUGAAGGGUGAGGAAGCAAAAAACAUUCCUGGUGAAUCUGUUACAGAAGAACAGUUUACUGAUGAAGAAGGCAACACCGUCACUCGAAAAGUUACCCGGAAAGUAUUAAGACGUGUUGUUAUCCCACAUGAGAAAAAACAUGGUGACAUGCAGGGAGAAGCGUAUAAAGUGAAGACAAAGAAGGAAGUCCGGCACAUGGAGAAGACAACAUACUCAUAACAGCCAAACAGCAAAUGACUGUGUGUGCUUUUACUGCCAGUAUUCUAGAGAGAAACUCAAGGAAGAGAAAAAUCAACAGGAAUUAUCAAGUCACUGAUAAAAGCGUGUGUGCGUGUGUGUUUGCUGCUUCCACACAUUAACCGCAUGGUUUUUAUGUGAAGAACACAACAAAAACAAAACAAAAAAUACCAUUUAAUUUAGCAUGAACCAGUUCUACAAGAGCAUGGAAAUUCACUUUCGUUCACAGCAUUGGAGAGUGUGCAAAUGGAGGAUUGGUGCAGUGUAUAAACAAGAUGCCACACUGGAACAGCUUCCUUGAAGCAAUGUGAUGCCAUUGCAAAACAAAAGAAUUCCUGUAGCAAGAGGGGAUGUAACAACACCGAAAAAAAAUGGGUCAAACCACAGAAACACACUAAAAAUAUACUAAAAUCCACAACAGUUCGCCUUAUUUUUCUUGGACCCAAACUGUCAGGGUAAUAAAACACUCUUUUGUUUCAUUUUUUUAAAAAAAACAACAAACAUCAAUAAUUUCACUGUAAAUAUAUAACACUGUAUAAAUUCUAAGGAAAAGUAGAAUAAAUGUUGAUAAGGCACUGCCUCUUAGCUCACAAGUGGGAUAUUGCAUUCACGUUGAACAGAAAUCAGUGUCUCAAAUGCUACACCUGCUGGGGUAUUCUGGGUGUAUCUUCACAGAUUCUUGUAUAUUUAGCAAUUAUAAUGUUUGUAUAUGCAAAAACGCUAGCUUGAUUUUAAAAAAAUCUUUAAAAUCUGCUGCAAAUUUAAUGAUUCCUAAGAUGAGGAAUUCUGUAGUUCUGUGAAAAAAAUAAUUUUUUUCUUCAGAGUACUAAUAUUUUGAUGCAUGCGUCUCACCUUAUUUUGAUGAACUCUUUUUCCAGUUUUGCAAACACUAGAACGCAGAAUGACAAGUAAGAUUCUGGGGGUGCGGUCCUCCAAGCACAGCUGCUACGUCACCCCCAUUCAUUUAAAUGGGGCUGGCAGCGGGGCUCUGGCACGAGCACCACUGAAAAUGAAAGGUGGUCGUGCGGUGACGGUGCUUAGGAGAGCAUGCCCUUUACCUGUAAACACAAAGCCCUUCAUCUAAUAUUUGUUGCUGUUGCCAAUUUUUUCAAUGGAAAUGACCUAAAAUUUAAAGAAACCAUAACUUAUACAGUAGUUGCAUUAUGGGGAGGGGGGUGCUAUCUGUUCUUGCUUUAUACCAGGGGAAAAUGCUUGCAGCUUUUAGAAGUGGGUUGGGUGCUCUUGUAAGCACAAGUUUGGGAUAUUUAAAAAAAAAAGAAUUGAAGAGAUUUUCUUAGCUAACAGACUGGCAGCACGCUGUAAAAAUAUUACUGUAUUGUGUACUGGCUCUAAGAUGUAGAAUCUUUAAGUAAGCCAAUCAUCUGUAAUCAUCCUAGCAGUGUAAUAUUAGGUUGUUAAGGCUGCUGUGUUUUAAAGGGCAUUUUUAUUUGGGGUUUUGGUGAAAUACUUUAAUUUGUUAAUUAUCUUCAUAUGAAAGCAGGAUUCAUUGAUAAUAGCUCUAAUUACAUAUGUAUGAAAAAAAACACAAACACUGGAUGAUCUAGUUGAUUAUUUAAGCAUAAAAUAAAUUGUGUUAAAACUCUUCA
Messenger RNA from Sceloporus undulatus (fence lizard), 15498 nucleotides. It is a transcript of the gene ANK3, whose product is annotated as ankyrin 3. The transcript is spliced from 49 exons. Gene Ontology annotation, molecular function: protein binding. Bases 500 to 13873 code for a protein of 4457 amino acids. Lineage: Eukaryota; Metazoa; Chordata; Lepidosauria; Squamata; Phrynosomatidae. The record is from RefSeq and is a predicted model, not a curated record. Gene Ontology annotation, biological process: protein localization to T-tubule; regulation of cardiac muscle contraction; signal transduction. Gene Ontology annotation, cellular component: T-tubule.